Passer montanus (Eurasian tree sparrow) is the source of this 3240-nucleotide messenger RNA. It is a transcript of the gene KY, whose product is annotated as kyphoscoliosis peptidase. NCBI's taxonomy places the organism in Eukaryota, Metazoa, Chordata, Aves, Passeriformes, Passeridae. The transcript has 12 exons. The record is from RefSeq and is a predicted model, not a curated record. The coding region runs from base 131 to 2179 and encodes 682 amino acids.
GGGUCGGCUUUGGCAGAGCCCCGAUGGUGCAGCUGGCCGGGCCGGGGCCGCGCGGGGCGGGAGCGCGCUCGCCUCGCCAGGGCUGGCGGCACUCGCGGCUGCUCGGCGCGGCGGCGCCGGCCGUGCGCUGAUGGGUACCAUGGACUUUAAGGCAGAUGCCAGUGCAGUCACCAUCAAUCUGCUGCUUAUUGUGCGCCCCGAGGAGGCAGCGAGCAAGGAGAAAGGGCAGCGAGAGGGGCAGACGGAAGGCGGCCGAGGCGCAGGUUCCAAGGGUGAUGGCAAUGGAAACAGCAGAUCACAGGCAGCUCAGGGCACAGACCUGAACGGCCGGCGUGGCCCCACGGGUCCCCGUGAGCAGACACCACCCAUCACCUCGGGCACUGACAAAGGAACCCAAGUGACAGUGGAGAUUCACCACGAGGACACCAGCCCUCAGCUCAUCAAGAGACUCUCCUUGGGAAAAGGUUCCCAGAGGCUGAGAGGACAUGACAACAAAGGUGAAGCUCUGCUCUGUCAAGCUCUGCUCUGUUUCCAGAAGACUGAGGCCCCACGGCCACCAGGAGCAAAGGACCUCCAUGCAUAUCCAUGGGACAAAUCCUCUUUGAAAUCCAUGCCAGUAGAUCUGCAGCAAUUAAAGAAGCUGGAUGCCUACGCAUUAAAAGUGAACGUCACCAACAGCGUGGAGGAGCUGGUGAAAGCCCUGCUGAAACAAGCCCGGACGGACCUGGAAAAGGUUCGAGCCAUAUGGAUGUGGAUAUGCCAUCACAUAGAAUACGACGUCGUGGGCUACCACAACAAAAGCCAGCUGUCGAGCAAGCCCAGAGACGUGCUUCAGAUGGGCAAGAGCAUUUGUGAGGGCUAUGCCGAGCUCUUUGAACAUAUGUGCAGUCUUGCAGGGAUUCAGUGCAAGAAGCUCUCGGGACAUGCCAAAGGACACGGGUACAAGACAGGGCAGACCUUCACAGGGGACUCUGACCAUGCCUGGAACGCUGUGUACCUCGAGGGAAGGUGGCAUUUACUGGACAGCACCUGGGGGAGCGGCUCUGUGGAUGAUUCCUUCACCAAGUUCACCUACAGGUACAAUGAGUUUUACUUUCUGACUCACCCAGCCCUGUUCAUUAACAAUCACUUCCCAGAUAACAGUAACUGGCAGCUUCUUAAGCCCACGCUGACGCUGAAGGAGUUUGAGAACAACAUGCUGCACAACAGCAACUUCUACACGCUGGGGCUGCUGGCUGCACACCCAGAGACUCCCAUCAUCCGAACAGUAAAUGGAAAAGCCUCUGUAUCCGUGGACUGCCGCUCCGGCACGUUAUUUAUGUUCAAGCUGAAGGGAACAGACGAACACGGUUUGAUGACUUUGAAAAGACACGGAAUGCAGCUGGAUCUCUACCCACAGAAGACGGGGAGCCACAAGCUGGAGAUCUUUGCCAAGCCCUCCAAGGCCGAGGCUUCGGAUGACGUCUACAAGUGCGUGCUGGAGUACGUGGUGGAGUGCGAGUCCGUGGACAAGGCCAUGCGCUUCCCCAAGGAGCUGCACCAGCCCGUGGGGCCCAGCUGGUUCUCCGAGCGCCAGGGCUUCCUGCGGCCCUCGCACGGCGAGCCCGUCCUGCACACCAACGACGGGCGCUGCUCCCUCACCUUCACCCUGAGCAAGGACAUCAGCGUCCUGACCUCGCUGCACAGCGACGGCAGCGGCAGCCUCGCGGAGGACAUGGGCAGGCGGCACGUGCUGCAGGUCCACCGCAGGAACCAGGUGGAGCUGAAGGUCCAGCUCCCGCACGCGGGGAGCUUCGUUCUCAAAAUCUACUCCAAGAAGAAGUCGGACCCGGGUAAUUACGAUUACAUCUUCAACUACCUCAUCAGGUGCCUGAACACGGAGGUGAAGUGGCCAGCCUUCCCCCAGAGCUACAGCAAGUGGCUGCAAGACUACGAGAUCCUGGAGCCGCUCUCGGGCCUGCUGCCGGCCAACCGCAACGUGCACUUCAAACUCAAAAUGCACGGCGUUGCCAAGGUGCUGGUCCAGGCUGAGAACACCUACCCCCUCACCCAGAACAAGGGCUGCUGGGAGGGAACCUGCAACACCUCGGGGUGCAGAGAGGUGUUUGUGAUGGUGCACGAGAACGCCAACCACAGCUUCUACUCGCACGUCCUCAAAUACGAAGUUGAGGCCCAGUAACACCCACUCCUUGUUCUUUCACUCACCUGCAUGAACCAACCUCCCCAACACGCCCUAAACCAGCACAGCUUUAGGAGAUUGCUCAUUCUCUCAACCAAAUCUGUUCUUUCAACAAAUGCAGGACAACACUUGCAGGCUUUUAUGAGACUGCAGGCUCAAAGAUGGUCAAGGAAGCAGAAAAUCCUGUUAAAAAAAGGAGCAGCAGUGGAAGACAUGAGAUAAAACCAUCACCUACAGUUCAGUAACACUGUCCAGACAAAUAUUUAGAAGAAAACAACUGACUUGUUUUCUUUCAAACACAGAAUGUCUCUGUAGGACAUUCUGUGCCAGCAGGGAUUGCUGGUUUCCAAGUUAUGGACCAUAAGAAAAGUCUUACGAGUGCUACUCCAAGAAUUCACCUAGUUGUGGGGCAGGAUGAAGAAAGUGUACCCUGGUUUUGAGCAGCCACAUUGGACAUGAGGAACUUCAGGAUAUUUAAACCAACUUUCAUUACAACUGUAGUCAAGUUGCAAAAUACAUCCGAGGAGAGAGAAGAGUUAGGAAGAAAAUACAACAUGAAGUUUCCUUGUGCACUUCACUGUCUUACAGAUUUCAAUAGUACAGGAAAUUUUUUUUUUACACUGAAUCUUAAAUACAAUAAACAAAAUAAUUUUUACCUUUUUAUAUUAGAGUAUCGUAGAGACUUCUUCUGCUGUAAUUAUAUCUGAAGCAUAUGGGUGUUUCCAUAAGGAAAACUACAGUAAAAAUGAGAAUAAAGCUCUCAGAAAUCACUCCUUCCUCCAACCUGUCUGUGCAAUACUGCAGCUAUAAACUGACGGGGUUACGUGGGACAGCAGGCUGAGUGACAUUAUUAUCAUGUAACAAACCAUUUGGUGCUGUACUCUUGGAAAAUGCCUCCAUGCACAAGGCAAAGAGGGGCUUCUACUGAAUCCCACCACUACUGCACAUCCUGAGAUGGAGCAACAUUUUUCUAACUGAUUCAGAUGCCCGUGAACGUUAGCAUGACCCAAGAGAUAUUAUGUUUGAGCUUGAAUUGAAAAUAAAUCUGUUAUGGUUUUGCA